AUGCUCCAGCCCGGCGUCAACAAGUUCUCGCUGCGGAUGUUCGGCUCCCAGAAGGCGGUGGAGCGGGAGCAGGAGCGCGUCAAGUCGGCGGGGGCCUGGAUCAUCCACCCCUACAGCGACUUCAGGGACCCCCGGGGUAAAAGGCUUUUCCAGGGGAGAGCAGCACCAGUCAUUCAUCACAACUGGCUGUACUGGGACGCGGGGUCCAAGGCUCUGCGGGAGAGAUGGCUGCUGGAGGGGGCCCCGGCCUCAGCCUCCGAGGAGGACGAGGCCAUGAAGAAGCAGAUGCAGGAGGAUGAGGUGAAGACCAAGGAGCUGGAGGAAACCAUCCAGAGGCUGGAGAAGGAGCUGGAGACGCUGGAGAACGGCAGCUCGGCGGCUUCCACCAAGGAGAACCUGGCGGAGGUGGCAGCACCGGCCAAGGAGGAGAAGGCAGAGGCCAUCCCCAACACACAGAAGAGUCCCCUGGGCACAGUCAAGGCCGAGAAGAAGGUCUCCAGCAGCCCCAUGAAGGCGGUGGAAGGCACUGACAUGAUGAAGGCAGCCAUGUACUCGGUGGAGAUCACGGUGGAGAAGGACAGAGUGACUGGGGAGACCAAGGUCCUGUCCAGCACCACCCUGCUCCCCCAGAACCACUGUCUGCAGGGGGUCAAAGUGUACGAGGAUGAGCUGAAAGUGGUGCAUGCGGUGAGCGCCGAGGACGGGGUCCUGCAGAAUGGGGCCCAUCCCCUCAGCUCCUCCGAGGUCGACGAGCUCCUUCACAAGGCGGACGAGGCCACCCUGAGCGAAGCCACCGGGCGCGAGGCCCCGGCCAAGGUGGGCGAGGAGGCCGGCAGCGCCCCGGCCAGCCAGAAGCCAACGCCGCGGCGGGAGAUCACGGGGCUGCAGGCCAAGCCACGGGAAAGCACCACAGUGCUGCCGCCGGGCGAGGGGAUGGAGCCGAGCCGGGAGCAGCCCGUCACCAUGAUCUUCAUGGGCUACCAGAAUGUGGAGGACGAGGAUGAGACCAAGAAGGUGCUGGGGCUGGAAGGCACCAUCAAGGCUGAGCUGGUGGUGAUCGAGGACGCCGAGAGCAAGCCGGAGCCGGCGCCGGCGCGCAAGGACCAUGCGCCGCCCAACGGCACCGCGCUGGAGCCAGCGGCCGCCCAGCCGCCGGGGGAGGAGGGCCCGGGCGGGCAGAAGCCGGGCGCCAACGCCACAGACGCCAAGGAGGCCGAGCAGGAGACGGACGUGAAGAAGCAGCGCUGCAAGUGCUGCACGGUGAUGUGAGCCCC
This is a messenger RNA of Gymnogyps californianus (California condor), 1274 nucleotides long. It is a transcript of the gene PALM, whose product is annotated as paralemmin. Bases 1 to 1269 code for a protein of 422 amino acids. Gene Ontology annotation, biological process: regulation of cell shape. NCBI's taxonomy places the organism in Eukaryota, Metazoa, Chordata, Aves, Accipitriformes, Cathartidae. Gene Ontology annotation, cellular component: membrane. The transcript has 8 exons. The record is from RefSeq and is a predicted model, not a curated record.